This is a messenger RNA of Volvox carteri f. nagariensis, 1140 nucleotides long. RefSeq lists its product as uncharacterized. Gene Ontology annotation, molecular function: protein binding. The record is from RefSeq and is a predicted model, not a curated record. The annotation marks the transcript as partial. The transcript is spliced from 8 exons. Lineage: Eukaryota; Viridiplantae; Chlorophyta; Chlorophyceae; Chlamydomonadales; Volvocaceae.
GGCCCCAAGCCCCACGAACUGUAUGGCAAAUUUACAUGGAAGAUUGAAAACUUUUCGGAAAUCAGCAAACGGGAGCUGCGGAGUAACGUGUUCGACGUGGGGAACUAUAAGUGGUACAUCCUUGUAUACCCACAGGGCUGCGACGUGUGCAACCAUUUGUCGCUAUUUCUCUGUGUCGCGGACUACGAUAAGCUGCUGCCGGGCUGGAGCCACUUCGCACAAUUCACGAUAGCCGUCGUGAACAAGGAGCCGAAGAAGUCCAAGUACUCCGACACUCUUCACCGCUUCUGCAAGAAGGAGCAUGACUGGGGGUGGAAGAAGUUCAUGGAGCUAUCAAAAGUGCUGGAUGGCUUCACUGUUGCGGAUACACUUGUGAUCAAGGCGCAGGUCCAGGUCAUUCUGGACAAGCCAAGCAAGCCGUUCCGCUGCCUUGACCCACAAUACCGGCGGGAAUUGGUGCGGGUGUACCUCGCAAACGUCGAGGGAAUCUGCCGGCGUUUCUGCGAGGACAAGAAGAGCCGGUUGGCAUGGGCGCGCGAGGAGGUGUCGUCGUUCCGCCAGUUCUGGGGGUCCCUACUGCCCGAGCAGCAACGCAAGUUCUUAACGGACAAAGGCGAGGUGAUCCUCAAGGCGGUCGUGAAGCAAUUCUUCAACGAAAAGGAGGUCACGUCCACCCUGGUCAUGGACGCGUUGUAUAGCGGCUGCAAGCAAAUCGAGGAGCACAGCCGCGCGUGGCUGGAGGGCAAGUACACGGAAAAUGCCCCGGUGGUGUUGAUAAAGGCGGAGCGCAGCACCUUCACAUUGUGCGGCGACCUGAUGGACAUUGUGGACCGAGUGCAGAAGGACUUCAUUCCAGCGCCGAAGGACGACAGUAAGGAGGGUGACGACUACCGCCGUGACUCCAUUGAGCGCGACGAGAAGCGACUAGCGGAGUUGGGGCGGAAAACCUUGGAGAUGUUUGUGAUUGCCCACAUUUUCUGCGAAAAGCUGGAGAUCGCUUACCGGGAGGCGGAGGCCCUGAAGCGUCAGGACCAGCUCAUCGCUGAGGAGUUUGAGAUGGCGCGGCUUGAGGAGAGCAAGGCGCAGGCCAAGGCGCAGGCGGACAAGGAGAAGAAGGCCAAGAAGAAGGUGCGCAUGUAA